AUGGAAUGUCUCUAUUUGCGUGAUCAAUUGAAUAAAAACCAAUCACUUUUUGAACGAUCACUUGAUGAUACCCGUCUUAAACAAGUUGAACAGGAACGUUCUGAAUUGCAACGAAAUUUGGUUCAUACAGCAAAUCAUUACGAUCAAAUAUCAAGUGAAAAACGAGGAUUAACAUUAGCAUUAGAAGAAUUAAGAAAUAAAUUUGAUAUUGAGAAACAAAAUUUACUCGAUGAAUUAACAAUGUUAAAACGAGCUAAAGAAACAUUUGAAAAUGAUAAGCGUUUACGUGAACAUGAAUUAAGAGAAAUACGAGAUCGAACACGUACAUCAGCGGAUGAAUUGAAUAGUGCACAAGCAAAAGUUCGACUAUUAGAACAACAACUUGAACAAUCAUUGAAUCAAAACAAAGAUUUGAGUGAUGAAUUGAGACAUGUCAAAUUUGAAUCAAAUGAUUUGCAACGAAGUAUUAAUGAAUUACAAUUAGCCGAUAGAGAAAAAGAACGUUUACAAGGCAUUGUGGCUGAACUAGAAGCAAGUAGAGAAACAAACAAUCUUCGUCAACAAUUAAAAACACAAGAUUCACGAUAUAAUGAAGCACAUUUCUUACGAAAUAAGUUGGCUGAAGAAAAAGGUACAUUAAUGAAAGAAAUGACUCGAUUAGAAACAUUGACCAAGGAGUUACAGCGAGAAAUGGAACAAUUACGUCUGUCUGCUCGUGAUCGAACUGAUGCAUUACAAGCGAAAGAUAAAGAAAUUUUAUCAUUACGCAAAAAAGAACAAAAUUUUCGAAAUGCCAUUGAAAAUAUGCAAAUUAAAUUAGAUACAGAAUCGACAAAAGGCAAAGAUAUGGAUGGACAGCUAAAACAAGUACAACGUCAAUUGAAUAUUGAAAUACAAAAUGCUAAUACAACAAAACGUGAAAUGAAUGAUCUUGAAUUGAAAAAUGUUCGCUUACAAGAUGAACUUAAUAUCUUACAACGAGAUAAGGAUAAUUUAACAUCAUACAUUGAUUCAUUACAACAGCGUCUUACAACUGAAGAAGAUUCAUCACUUAGUUUACGUAGUCAAUUACAAGAACUUGAAGCACGUUUGAAAGAAAUUGAUAGACUCAAAUCUAUGGAAGAUUUAAUUCAAUCUCAACGAUGGGAUGACAUGUCUCAAUUAGCUGAAACAAUGAAAACCGUUAGUCAUACAAUGGCAAGAGCAACCAGUCCACCACGAACACGAAAACGUCUUGAAUUACAAUAA
Molecule: messenger RNA, 1248 nt
Organism: Didymodactylos carnosus
Lineage: Eukaryota; Metazoa; Rotifera; Eurotatoria; Philodinida; Philodinidae
Source: the annotation of a GenBank genome assembly